CGCGGUGCGGGCCGUGGCGGGAGCGGCCCUUGGCGGGGCCGCGCUGGGCCUCAGGGCCGCCUCUGCGCCGGGCAGGUUGUGCCGCUGGGGCUGGAAGCGCCUCAUUUCUAACCCUGGGAUCGGCGAAGCUUCGUUGUGCGGCUCGGCUGCGGCACUGCCUGUGGGCCGGGCCCCCGCACCUACAUCCCGCCUUGCUUUGGCGUUACUGAGUGGCAGUGAACGAAGUGAAACAAUAUGUUAAUACCACAGCUGACUUCCCGGCUGCUGAAGGCUUCACGAAUUGCAGGCCACCUCCUGCCACGGUCCGUGUCGUCCUUGCUCUGCUCCCGCUCCACGCCUGCACCCUACAGCACACAGCCCUCCAACAGGAGUGGAGCCCAGCCUCAGCAGUGGUAUGCUCUGGACCCUGACCUGGAGGAGAUGCUGAUCCCUAGAAAACUUUCCAUCAGCCCCUUGGAGAGCUGGCUGACUGUUAGAUAUUCCCUUCCUAAAGCGGGAGGUGAUGCUCAGGAAGAGGGCGGCUCUGAAGCUCAGCAGCGCUACGACUGCCCCCCUCCUGCCGAGGGAGGCGAUGUGGAGGAAGGGGAGGGAACACCCAGCGGCAAGCUGCAGUGCAAGAACGUUUUGCAGAUUCGCAGGAGGAAAAUGAACCGGCACAAGUUCAAGAAGCUGCUGAAGAGGAGGAAGUUUGUACGGAGGAGGAUCAAGGAAGGGCGCAAGAAGAAGCGCCAGAUAAAAUUUGAGAAAGAUUUGGAGCGCAUCUGGAAAAGAGCUGGUUUGAAAAGUCCUCCUGCAGGAUGGCAAACACCCAAGAUAUUUCUGAAAAGUUCAAAGCGAUAAAAAAACACUUGUCAUGAGUUCUAACUUGUAACUGUAAUUAAAAAAAAAUAAUCUUUAAGUAUGCAGAUUACUUUCAGACUUUUUCUGGGUGCAGUGAAAUUAGGAGGAGGAAACUUUCCAUCUUGGUGAGCAGUUUUCCAAGGGCAAACCUGACAGCUUUUCCUCCUGGAAAGAAAGGAGUGAGCCCUGCAGUCUGCAGGCCUGUGCUGCUGCUGCUUCAGCUGUGUCUGAGCCAAGGUGUCCUGGAAUGCAGCUGGAUUCCUGAAGGUGCUAUUCCAGGUUAGACUGAACAAUGUCCUGUAAGAACAGCUGGUUUGGGGAGAUGGGAUAAGGGAAAGAAUUCUUCUGAUUGUAAGAAUAACUGUGGAAGACACAAGCAUUUUGAAAAAUUCUUUUCAAAAUUGUGUUCUUUCAUAGCUUUACCCUAGAAGGGCUGGUGUUGACAGAGUUUGGGUGAAAUAGGAAUUGGAUCAGAAUUCCAUAGAAUAGAUCUGAAGAAGCUUUCAUUUUGACUUACCUCUGUGUGCAUGUGCCUUAGACAGGCAUUGCCUGAGCAUCCUUAAAAGGCAUAUUGAUUGUUUCUGUUCUGUUUUGUGCUAAUAAAAAGUUGUGUUUUUUUUUUUU
This is a messenger RNA of Apus apus (common swift), 1464 nucleotides long. RefSeq names its product aurora kinase A interacting protein 1 (gene AURKAIP1). Gene Ontology annotation, biological process: mRNA processing. Gene Ontology annotation, cellular component: mitochondrion. Lineage: Eukaryota; Metazoa; Chordata; Aves; Apodiformes; Apodidae. The transcript is spliced from 4 exons. The coding region runs from base 235 to 840 and encodes 201 amino acids. The record is from RefSeq and is a predicted model, not a curated record.